Molecule: messenger RNA, 14175 nt
Organism: Talpa occidentalis (Iberian mole)
Lineage: Eukaryota; Metazoa; Chordata; Mammalia; Eulipotyphla; Talpidae
Product: nebulin-like
Exons: 87
Coding region: 1-14175 (4724 amino acids)
Biological process (GO): cardiac muscle thin filament assembly
Cellular component (GO): Z disc
Molecular function (GO): actin filament binding
Source: RefSeq, a predicted model, not a curated record
AUGAAUGUAGCAAAGCUACAGUCUGACCGUGAAUAUAAGAAGAACUACGAGAACACUAAAACUAGUUACCAUACACCUGGGGACAUGGUUAGCAUUACAGCUGCAAAGAUGGCCCAGGAUGUUGCCACCAAUGUCAACUACAAACAGCCAAUACAUCACUACACCUACCUACCUGAUGCCUUGAGUCUUGAGCAUACCAGGAAUGUGAACCAAAUUCAGAGUGAUAAUGUAUAUAAAGAUGAGUAUAACAGCUUCUUCAAGGGCAUUGGAUGGAUUCCUAUUGGUUCUUUGGAGGUUGAGAAGGUUAAGAAAGCAGGUGAUGCGCUAAAUGAGAAGAAGUAUCGACAGCACCCAGAUACCAUCAAAUUCACAAGUGUGCCUGAUUCCAUGGGCAUGGUUUUGGCUCAGCAGAACACAAAGCAGCUAAGUGAUUUGAACUACAAGGUGGAGGGAGAGAAACUGAAGCACAAGUACACUAUGGACCCUGAAUUGCCUCAGUUUAUUCAAGCCAAGGUCAAUGCCCUCAAUAUGAGUGAUGCUCAUUAUAAAGCAGACUGGAAGAAAACUCUUGCUAAGGGCUAUGAUUUGAGAACAGAUGCCAUUCCAAUUGUUGCCGCAAAAAGUUCAAGGAAUAUUGCUAGCGAUUUUAAGUACAAGGAGGCCCAUGAGAAAGCCAAAGGCAAGCAUAUUGGAUUUCUCAGUCUUCAGGAUGAUCCUAAACUGGUUCACUACAUGAAUGUAGCCAAAAUACAGUCUGAUCGUGAGUAUAAGAAGGGCUAUGAAGCCAGCAAGACCAGGUAUCACACACCCUUGGAUAUGUUCAGUGUGACAGCAGCAAAGAAAUCUCAGGAAGUUGCUACCAACGCCAACUACAAACAACCCUUCCACAACUAUACUCUCCUGCCUGAUGCCUUGAACAUGGAACACUCUAGAAAUGCGAUGCAGAUUCAAAGUGAUAACUUAUAUAAGUCGGACUUCACCAACUGGAUGAAAGGGAUCGGCUGGGUCCCAAUAGAGUCACUGGAGGUGAAGAAGGCAAAGAAAGCUGGAGAGAUUUUCAGUGAGAAGAAGUAUCGCCAGCACCCGGAGAAGCUGAAAUUCACAUACUCCAUGGACACAAUGGAGCAGGCACUUAACAAAAAUAACAAACUGAAUAUGGAUAAGAGGCUUUACACUGAAAAAUGGAACAAAGACAAGACUACCAUUCAUGUCAUGCCUGAUACUCCGGACAUUGUACUCUCCAAAAUAAACCAGAUCACUAUGAGUGAUAAACUGUACAAAGCUGGCUGGGAAGAAGAAAAGAAGAAAGGAUAUGACCUGAGGACUGAUGCCAUCCCAAUACAGGCUGCAAAAGCCUCUAGAGACAUUGCCAGUGAUUACAAAUACAAGCUAGGCUAUGAAAAAGCCAGAGGAAAACACAUUGGCUUCCGGAGCCUGGAGGACGACCCCAAGUUGGUGCACUUCAUGCAGGUGGCCAAGAUGCAGUCAGACCGGGAAUAUAAGAAGGCAUACGAGCAAUCCAAGACAUCCUUCCAUACACCAGUGGACAUGCUAAGUGUGGUGGCAGCCAAGAAGUCUCAAGAAGUGGCCACCAAUGCCAACUAUAGGAAUGUGAUUCAUAGCUAUAACAUGCUUCCUGAUGCCAUGGGCUUCGAACUGGCCAAAAAUAUGAUGCAGAUUCAAAGUGAUAAUCAGUACAAAGCUGACUAUGCUGACUUCAUGAAGGGCAUUGGAUGGCUCCCCCUGGGCUCCUUAGAGGCUGAGAAAAACAAGAAAGCUAUGGAGAUUAUCAGUGAAAAGAAGUACCGCCAACACCCAGACACUUUGAAGUAUUCCACUUUGAUGGAUUCAAUGAACAUGGUUUUGGCCCAGAAUAAUGCCAAAAUUAUGAAUGAACAACUCUAUAAACAAGCAUGGGAAGCUGACAAGACCAAAGUCCAUAUCAUGCCUGAUAUUCCCGAGAUUAUUUUGGCAAAAGCAAAUGCAAUUAAUAUGAGUGAUAAAAUCUACAAACUUUCUUUGGAGGAGUCCAGGAAGAAAGGCUAUGAUCUCAGAACUGAUGCAAUUCCUAUCAAAGCUGCAAAGGCUUCAAGAGAUAUUGCAAGUGAUUAUAAAUAUAAAAUCGAUUAUGAAAAACAAAGGGGGAAAAUGGUUGGUUUCCGCAGUCUCGAGGAUGAUCCCAAAUUAGUCCAUUCCAUGCAAGUGGCCAAGAUGCAAUCUGAUCGGGAGUACAAGAGAAACUAUGAGAAUACGAAGACCAGCUACCACACCCCUGCAGACAUGCUCAGUGUCACUGCCGCCAAGGAUGCUCAAGCCAACAUUACCAACACAAACUAUAAGCACCUGAUCCACAAGUAUAUCCUCCUUCCAGAUGCCAUGAAUAUUGAACUGACUAGGAAUAUGAAUCACAUACAAAGUGAUAAUGAAUACAAGCAGGACUAUAAUGAAUGGUACAAAGGGCUUGGCUGGAGUCCAGCUGGUUCUCUAGAAGUAGAAAAAGCCAGGAAGGCAACUGAAAUUGCCAGUGAUCAGAAAUACCGCCAGCACCCUAGCAACUUCCAAUUUAAGAAGCUGAAUGACUCCAUGGACAUGGUUCUUGCCAAACAGAACGCACAGACCAUGAACAAGCACUUGUACACUGUUGAUUGGAACAAAGAUAAAACGAAGAUUCAUGUGAUGCCAGAUACACCUGAUAUUUUACAAGCCAAGCAGAAUCAAACACUGUACAGUCAGAAAUUCUAUAAACUUGGAUGGGAAGAAGCUUUGAAGAAAGGCUAUGAUCUCCCACUUGAUGCAAUUUCUGUACAAUCGGCCAAAGCUUCAAGAGACAUUGCUAGUGAUUUUAAAUACAAACAAGGCUACCGUAAGCAACUUGGCCACCAUAUUGGAUUCCGGAGUCUGCAAGAUGAUCCAAAGCUUGUGCUGUCCAUGAAUGUAGCCAAAAUGCAAAGUGAAAGAGAAUACAAGAAGGACUUUGAGAAGUGGAAAACCAAAUAUACUAGCCCAGUGGACAUGCUAGGAGUGGUACUGGCCAAGAAAUGUCAGGCCUUGGUUAGUGAUGCGGACUAUAGGAAUUACCUGCAUCAGUGGACAUGCCUGCCUAACCAGAAUGAUGUUAUUCAAGCUAAAAGAGUUUAUGAACUACAGAGUGAGAAUGUGUAUAAGUCUGACCUUGAGUGGCUGAGAGGCAUAGGAUGGAGUCCCCUGGGUUCCUUGGAGGCAGAAAAAAACAAGCGAGCUUCAGAAAUCAUCAGUGAGAAGAAAUAUCGUCAGCCUGCAGACCAAAACAAGUUCACUAGCAUUCCUGAUGCCAUGGAUAUUGUUCUUGCAAAAACAAACGCCAAAAAUAGGAGUGAUAGACUGUAUAGAGAAGCUUGGGAUAAAGAUAAGACUCAAAUUCACAUUAUGCCUGAUACACCUGACAUUAUGCUGGCUAAAGCAAACUUAGUCAAUACAAGUGAUAAAAUCUAUCGAAUGGGUUAUGAGGAGUUGAAGAAAAAAGGUUAUGAUCUUCCCCUUGAUGCCAUAUCGAUCAAAACAGCCAAAGCAUCCCGUGAAAUUGCCAGUGAAUAUAAAUAUAAGGAAGGCUUUCGCAAGCAGCUGGGCCAUCACAUUGGGGCCCGGGACAUUAAGGAUGACCCCAAGAUGAUGUGGUCCAUGCAUGUGGCCAAGAUCCAGAGUGACAGGGAGUACAAGAAGGACUUUGAGAAGUGGAAGACCAAGUUCUCGAGCCCAGUGGACAUGCUGGGAGUGGUGCUAGCCAAGAAGUGCCAGACCUUAGUCAGUGAUGUGGACUACAAGAACUACCUACACCAGUGGACGUGCCUGCCUGACCAGAGUGAUGUCAUCCAUGCUCGGCAGGCCUAUGACCUUCAGAGUGACAAUGUGUACAAGGCUGACCUUCAGUGGCUAAAAGGCAUUGGAUGGAUGCCUAGUGGUUCUCUUGAGGAUGAGAAGAACAAGAGAGCUACCCAGAUUUUGAGUGACCAUGUUUACCGCCAGCACCCAGAUAAAUUUAAGUUUUCCAGCCUUAUGGACUCCAUUCCAAUGGUUUUGGCAAAAAACAAUGCCAUUACCAUGAACCAUCGCCUCUAUACAGAAGCAUGGGAUAAAGAUAAAACCACUGUCCACAUUAUGCCAGACACCCCUGAAGUGGAACUAGCUAAACAAAACAAAAUAAAUUACAGUGAGAAACUAUAUAAACUUGGCCUAGAAGAAGCCAGGAAGAAAGGCUAUGACAUGAGGAUAGAUGCCAUUCCCAUCCAGGCGGCCAAGGCCUCCAGAGACAUAGCAAGUGAGUUCAAAUACAAAGAAGGCUAUCGUAAGCAGCUUGGCCAUCACAUCGGUGCCAGGGCGAUACAUGACGACCCCAAGAUGAUGUGGUCCAUGCAUGUGGCCAAGAUCCAGAGUGACAGGGAGUACAAGAAGGACUUUGAGAAGUGGAAGACCAAGUUCUCGAGCCCAGUGGACAUGCUAGGAGUGGUGCUGGCUAAGAAGUGCCAGACCUUAGUCAGUGACGUGGACUACAAGAACUACCUACACCAGUGGACGUGCCUGCCUGACCAGAGUGAUGUCAUCCAUGCUCGGCAGGCCUAUGACCUCCAGAGUGAUAAUGUGUACAAGUCAGAUCUCCAAUGGAUGAGAGGCAUUGGCUGGGUUCCGAUUGGCUCUUUGGAUGUAGAAAAAUGCAAAAGGGCAACUGAAAUUUUGAGUGAGAAAAGCUAUCGCCAGUCUCCAGACAAAUUUAAAUUCACCAGUGUGACUGAUUCCCUGGAACAAGUGUUGGCAAAGAAUAAUGCGAUCAAUAUGAACAAGCGCUUAUACACUGAAGCCUGGGACAAAGACAAGACCCAGAUCCACAUCAUGCCAGACACACCAGAAAUUAUGUUGGCAAGAAUGAACAAACUCAACUACAGUGAGAGUCUGUAUAAACUUGCCAAUGAAGAAGCAAAGAAGAAAGGCUAUGACUUGAGAAGUGAUGCUAUCCCAAUAGUGGCUGCCAAGGCCUCCCGGGACAUCGCUAGUGAUUACAAAUACAAAGACGGUUACCGCAAGCAGCUGGGCCAUCACAUUGGGGCCCGGGACAUUAAGGAUGACCCCAAGAUGAUGUGGUCCAUGCAUGUGGCCAAGAUCCAGAGUGACAGGGAGUACAAGAAGGACUUUGAGAAGUGGAAGACCAAGUUCUCGAGCCCAGUGGACAUGCUGGGAGUGGUGCUGGCUAAGAAGUGCCAGACCUUAGUCAGUGAUGUGGACUACAAGAACUACCUUCAUCAGUGGACAUGCCUCCCUGACCAGAAUGAUGUCAUCCAUGCUCGGCAGGCCUAUGACCUCCAGAGUGAUAAUGUGUAUAAGUCCGAUCUCCAGUGGCUGAAAGGCAUUGGCUGGGUCCCCAUUGGGUCUGUGGAGCAAGUCAAGUGCAAGAGAGCUGCAGAGAUAUUGAGUGACAACAUCUACCGUCAGUCCCCAGACAAGCUGAAAUUUACCAGUGUGACUGAUUCCCUGGAACAGGUGCUGGCCAAGAACAAUGCUAUCAACAUGAACAAGCGUUUAUACACCGAGGCCUGGGACAAAGACAAGACUCAAAUUCAUAUAAUGCCUGAUACCCCAGAAAUCAUGUUGGCAAGGCAGAACAAACUCAACUACAGUGAGAGUCUGUAUAAACUUGCUAAUGAAGAAGCAAAGAAGAAAGGCUACGACUUGCGAAGUGAUGCUAUUCCAAUUGUGGCCGCCAAGGCCUCCCGGGACAUCGCCAGUGAUUACAAAUACAAAGACGGUUACCGCAAGCAGCUGGGCCAUCACAUUGGGGCCCGGGACAUUAAGGAUGACCCCAAGAUGAUGUGGUCCAUGCACGUGGCCAAGAUCCAGAGUGACAGGGAGUACAAGAAGGACUUUGAGAAGUGGAAGACCAAGUUCUCAAGCCCAGUGGACAUGCUGGGAGUGGUGCUGGCCAAGAAGUGCCAGACCUUAGUCAGUGAUGUGGAUUACAAGAACUACCUGCACCAGUGGACGUGCCUGCCCGACCAGAAUGAUGUCAUCCAUGCUCGGCAGGCCUAUGACCUCCAGAGUGAUAACGUCUAUAAAUCAGACCUCCAGUGGCUGAAAGGCAUUGGCUGGGUCCCCAUUGGGUCUGUGGAGCAAGUCAAGUGCAAGAGAGCUGCAGAGAUAUUGAGUGACAACAUCUACCGCCAGUCCCCAGACAAGUUGAAAUUUACCAGUGUGACUGAUUCCCUGGAGCAGGUGCUGGCCAAGAACAAUGCUAUCAACAUGAACAAGCGCCUAUACACAGAAGCCUGGGACAAAGACAAGACCCAAGUCCAUAUCAUGCCUGAUACACCUGAAAUUAUGUUGGCAAGGCAAAAUAAAAUAAAUUACAGUGAGAGCCUUUAUCGCCAAGCCAUGGAAGAAGCCAAGAAAGAGGGCUAUGACUUAAGAAGUGAUGCCAUACCGAUUGUGGCUGCCAAGGCCUCCCGGGAUAUUGCCAGUGAUUACAAAUACAAAGAAGCUUAUCGUAAGCAGUUGGGUCACCAUAUUGGUGCUCGAGCGAUACAUGAUGAUCCCAAGAUGAUGUGGUCCCUCUACAUUGCCAAAGUGCAGAGUGACCUUGAGUACAAGAAAGAAUUUGAGAAAUACAAGACCAGGUACAGCAGCCCAGUGGACAUGCUUGGUAUUGUUUUGGCUAAGAAAUGUCAGACCUUGGUUAGUGAUGUGGAUUAUAAACAUCCUUUGCAUGAAUGGACCUGCCUGCCCGACCAGACUGACAUCAUCCAGGCUCGGAAAGCUUAUGACCUCCAGAGUGAUAAUCUGUAUAAAGCAGACCUUGAAUGGAUGAAGGGCAUUGGCUGGGUUCCAAUUGGCUCCGUGGAAGUUGUUAAAGCCAAGAGAGCCACAGAGAUCCUGAGUGAUAAUAUCUACCGUCAGCGUCCAGACACAUUGAAAUUUACUAGCAUAACUGAUUCUCCAGAGCAGGUGCUGGCAAAGAACAAUGCUAUAAACAUGAAUAAGCGCUUAUAUACUGAAGCUUGGGACAAUGAUAAGAAAACAAUCCAUGUCAUGCCUGAUACACCAGAAAUCAUGUUAGCCAAGUCCAACCGAAUAAACUAUAGUGAUAAACUCUAUAAACUUGCUUUGGAAGAAUCCAAGAAGGAGGGAUAUGACUUGCGUUUGGAUGCCAUUCCAAUUCAAGCAGCCAAGGCCUCAAGAGAUAUUGCUAGCGAUUACAAGUAUAAGGAAGGCUACCGCAAGCAGCUCGGUCAUCACAUCGGGGCCCGGGAUAUUAAAGAUGACCCCAAGAUGAUGUGGUCCAUACAUGCAGCCAAAAUCCAGAGUGAUAGGGAGUAUAAGAAGGACUUUGAGAAGUGGAAGACCAAGUUCUCCAGCCCGGUGGACAUGUUGGGGCUGGUGCUCGCCAAGAAGUGCCAGAUCCUUGUAAGCGAUAUAGACUACAAGCAUCCUCUACAUGAGUGGCUCUGUCUACCUGACCAGAAUGAUGUCAUCCAGGCUCGAAAGGCCUAUGACCUUCAGAGUGAUGCUAUUUACAAAGCUGAUCUUGAGUGGCUAAGAGGCAUUGGAUGGGUGCCCAUUGGGUCUGUAGAAGUCGAGAGGGUAAAGAGAGCUGGGGAAAUCCUGAGUGAGAGGAGGUACCGUCAGCCUGCAGACGAGCUCAAAUUCACAUGUGUUACAGACACCCCAGAAAUUGUCCUGGCAAAGAAUAAUGCCCUGACGAUGAGCAAGCAUUUAUAUACAGAAGCUUGGGAUGCUGACAAAACCUCUAUCCAUGUGAUGCCAGACACCCCAGAAAUCUUGCUGGCCAAGAGCAACUCUAUCAAUAUCAGCCAAAAACUUUACACUAAGGGAUGGGAUGAAUCAAAGAUGAAGGAUUAUGAUCUCAGUGCUGAGGCUAUUCCCAUCAAAAGUGCCAAGGCAUCCAGGGACAUCGCCAGUGAUUACAAAUACAAGGAAGCAUAUGAGAAACAGAAGGGCCACCACAUUGGAGCCCAGAGCAUUGAAGAUGACCCCAAGAUUAUGUGUGCCAUACAUGCAGGGAAGAUUCAAAGUGAAAGAGAGUACAAGAAAGACUUCCAGAAGUGGAAGACCAAGUUCACCAGCCCAGUGGACAUGUUAGGCAUCUUGCUGGCCAAGAAAUGUCAGACUCUAGUCAGUGAUGUUGAUUACCGAAAUAUCCUGCAUUAUUGGACAUGCUUACCUGAUCAAAACGACAUUAUUCAAGCAAGGAAGGCUUAUGAUCUUCAAAGUGAUAGUGUGUACAAAGCAGACCUGGAGUGGCUGCGUGGCAUUGGCUGGAUGCCAGAAGGCUCAGUAGAAAUGAACAGGGUGAAGAAUGCUCAGGAUCUACUGAAUGAAAGACUCUAUAGAACAAGACCAGAGGCCAUGAAAUUCACGAGCAUUGUUGACACUCCAGAAGUUGUGCUAGCAAAAGCCAAUUCUCUGCAAAUAAGUGAGAAACUAUAUCAAGAAUCCUGGAAUAAAGAUAAAACCAACAUCAGCAUUCCUUCUGACACACCAGUCAUGCUGCAAGCCCAAAUCAAUGCCUUGCAAAUCAGCAAUAAUGUCUACCAGAAGGACUGGAAUGAGGCCAAGCAGAAAGGCUAUGACUUAAGAGCAGAUGCCAUUGAAAUCACACAUGCAAAAGCCUCCAGAGAAAUUGCCAGUGAGUACAAAUACAAAGAAGGUUACCGCAAACAACUGGGCCACCACGUGGGUUUCCGUAGCCUGCAAGAUGACCCGAAAUUGGUGUGGUCCAUCCAUGCUGCCAAGAUCCAGAGUGACAGAGAAUACAAGAAAGCCUAUGAGAAGUCUAAAGGAAUUUACAAUACACCAUUGGACAUGAUGUCAAUCGUUCAAGCCAAGAAAUGCCAGGUCCUGGUUAGCGAUGUUGAUUACCGAAAUAUUCUGCACCAGUGGAUAUGUCUGCCAGAUCAGAAUGAUGUGAUCCAGGCUAAGAAAGCCUACGAACUCCAGAGUGAUAAUGUGUACAAAGCAGACCUGGAAUGGAUGAAAGGUAUCGGAUGGUUGCCAGAAGGUUCUGUGGAAUUGAAGAGAGUGAAGAAUGCCCAAAAUCUCAUAAAUGAAAGGUUGUAUCGUAUAAGGCCUGAGGCUCUCAAAUUCACAAGCAUUGUUGAUACUCCUGAAGUCAUCUUGGCAAAGACCAAUGCUCUACAGAUCAGUGAGCCGUUGUAUCGCGAUGCCUGGGAGAAAGAGAAGGCUAAUGUGAAUGUGCCUGCUGACACUCCAGUGAUGCUGCAAUCCAAACUCAAUGCCUUGCAGAUCAGCAAUAAACACUAUCAGCAGGCUUGGGAAGAUUUCAAGAUGACAGGUUAUGACCUGAGAGAAGAUGCCAUUGGGAUCCAGCACGCCAAGGCUUCCAGGGAUAUUGCCAGUGAUUAUCUAUACAAGACUGCUUAUGAGAAGCAGAAAGGCCAUUAUAUUGGAUGUCGUAAUGCCAAGGAAGACCCUAAACUUGCUUGGGCAGCAAAUGUAUUGAAGAUGCAGAAUGACAGGCUGUACAAAAAGGCCUACAAUGAUCACAAGGCUAAGGUUUCCAUCCCGGUUGAUAUGGUGUCUAUCAAUGCUGCCAAAGAAGGCCAGGCGUUAGCGAGCAACGUGGACUACCGCCAAUACUUACACCAGUGGUCUUGCUUUCCCGACCAAAAUGAUGUGAUCCAAGCCAGGAAAGCCUAUGAUCUGCAAAGUGAUGCUAUCUACAAGGCUGACUUGGAGUGGUUGCGUGGCAUUGGCUGGAUGCCUGCAGGGUCUCCCGAAGUACUGAGAGUCAAAAAUGCCCAGGAGAUCCUACGAGACAGCGUGUACCGGACACCUGUGGUGAACCUCAAGUACACGAGUAUUGUUGACACACCUGAAGUUGUCCUUGCCAAAUCCAAUGCUGAAAAUAUUAGUAUUCCAAGGUACCGAGAACUUUGGGACAAGGAUAAAACUUCGGUCCACAUAAUGCCAGAUACUCCAGAAAUUAAUCUCGCUAGAGCCAAUGCUCUUAAUAUCAGCAAUAAAAUUUACCGUGAAGGUUGGGAUGAAGUAAAAAUGAGUUGUGAUGUCCGUCUGGAUGCCAUCCCUAUCCAGGCUGCCAAGGCCUCCCGGGAGAUUGCCAGUGAUUAUAAAUAUAAGCUUGACCAUGAGAAGCAGAAGGGACACUAUGUGGGCACUCUCACAGCCCAGGGUGACAACAAGAUCCGGUGGGCCCUCAUAGCUGGCAAGAUUCAGAAUGAAAGAGAGUACAGGCUGCCAUGGGCCAAAUGGAAGACAAAGUUCCAAAGUCCUGUGGAUAUGCUCUCCAUCUUGCAUUCUAAAAAAUGCCAGACUCUGGUCAGCGAUAUUGAUUAUCGCAAUUACCUUCACCAAUGGACGUGCAUGCCUGACCAGAAUGAUGUGAUUCAGGCCAGGAAAGCCUACGACCUGCAAAGUGAUGCUGUGUACAAGGCUGACUUGGAGUGGUUACGUGGAAUUGGGUGGAUGCCAAAUGAUUCCGUUUCUGUCAAUCAUGCCAAACAUGCUGCGGAUAUCUUCAGUGAGAAAAAAUAUCGCACAAAAAUAGAAACUCUCAACUUUACUCCUGUGGAUGACAGAGUUGAUUAUGUGACAGCAAAGCAAAGUGGUGAGAUCCUAAAUGAUAUUAAAUACAGGAAAAAUUGGAAUGACACCAAAUCCAAGUACACCCUCACAGAAACCCCUCUGCUGCACACUGCCCAGGAGGCAGCCCGGAUACUGGACCAGUACCUCUACAAGGAAGGCUGGGAGAAACAAAAAGCCACAGGUUACAUUUUGCCUCCAGAUGCUAUCCCGUUUGUUCAUGCCCAUCACUCUAGUGAUGUUCAGAGCGAGCUGAAAUACAAAGCUGAACAUGUAAAACAAAAAGGUCAUUAUGUUGGUGUUCCGACGAUGAGAGAUGAUCCUAAACUGGUUUGGUUUGAGCACGCAGGCCAGAUUCAGAAUGACAGACUAUACAAAGAGGACUAUCAUAAAACAAAGACCAAAAUCAAUAUACCUGUUGAUAUGGUAUCAGUCUUGGCCGCCAAACAGGGGCAGUCCCUUGUCAGUGAUAUUGAUUACCGUAAUUACCUUCACCAAUGGAUAUGUCAUCCUGACCAAAAUGAUGUUAUUCAGGCAAGGAAGGCUUAUGACCUACAGAGUGAUAAUAUCUACAAAGCUGACCUGGAGUGGCUCCGAGGCAUUGGCUGGAUCCCCCUGGACUCUGUGGACUAUGUGAGGGUCACUAAAAACCAGGAAAUGGUGAAUCAGAUAAAAUAUAAGAAAGAUGCUCUUGACAACUAUCCUAACUUCACAAGUGUGGUGGACCCUCCAGAAAUUGUUUUAGCCAAGAUUAAUUCAGUCAAUCAAAGUGAUGUAAAAUAUAAAGAAACAUUUAAUAAAGAAAUAAAGGGCAAGUAUAUAUUUUCUCCAGAUACACCAUAUAUCAACCACUCCAAAGACAUGGGAAAACUCCAUAGUACCAUACUGUAUAAAGGAACAUGGGAGGGAACCAAGGCCUAUGGUUAUACCUUGGAUGAACGCUAUAUCCCCAUCGUUGGUGCCAAGCAUGCUGACUAUGUGAACAGUGAGCUUAAAUACAAAGAGACGUAUGAGAAGCAGAAGGGACACUACCUGGCUGGAAAGGAAAUCAGUGAAUUCCCUGGUGUGGUUCACUCUUUGGAUUUCCAAAAGAUGAGGAGUGCGUUGAACUACAGAAGAGAUUAUGAGGACACCAAAGCAAAUGUACAUAUCCCCAAUGAUAUGAUGAACCAUGUGUUGGCUAAAAGGUGCCAGUAUAUCCUCAGUGACCUGGAAUACCGAAACUACUUCCAUCAGUGGACAUCUCUUCCAGAAGAGCCCAACAUUAUAAGGGCCCGAAAUGCACAGGAGAUCUUGAGUGAUAAUGUGUAUAAAGAUGACUUGAAUUGGCUGAAAGGCAUUGGAUGCUAUGUUUGGGACACACCCCAGAUCCUCCUUGCCAAGAAAUCAUAUGACCUACAGAGUCAGAUACAAUAUACAGCAGAAGGUAAAGAAAAUCUACAAAAUUAUAAUAUGGUGACAGAUACACCGGUUUAUGUGACUGCUCUUCAAAGUGGCAUUAAUGCCAGUGAGGUGAAAUAUAAAGAAAAUUACCAUAAGAUCAAGGACAAAUAUACAACAGUCCUAGAAACAGUGGAUCAUGACAGAAUCAAGAAUCUGAAGGAUCUAUAUAGCAGUAACCUGUACAAGGAUGCCUGGGAGAAAGUGAAAGCCACCAGUUACAUCAUCCCUACCAACAGUGUGUCACUGACACAUGCUAAGAACCAGAAACAUCUGGCCAGCAAUAUCAAAUAUCGGGAGGAAUAUGAAAAGUUCAAAGCUCUUUAUACUUUACCAAAAAGUGUUGAAGAUGAUCCAAAUACAGCCCGGUGCCUCAGAGUUGGCAAAUUAAACAUUGAUCGUCUGUACAGAUCAGUUUAUGAAAACAACAAGAUGAAAAUCCACAUCGUGCCUGACAUGGUAGAAAUGGUUACUGCUAAGGAUUCUCAGAAGAAAGUCAGUGAGGUUGAUUACCGCCUGCAUCUCCAUGAGUGGAUUUGCCACCCUGACUUGAAAAUCAAUGAUCAUGUGAGGAGAGUCACAGAUCAGAUCAGUGAUAUUGUGUACAAGGAUGACCUCAACUGGCUGAAAGGCAUUGGUUGCUAUGUCUGGGACACUCCUGAAAUUCUCCAUGCCAAACAUGCUUAUGAUCUUCGCAAUGAUAUUAAGUACAAAGCUCAUGUACAGAAAACAAGGAAUGACUACAAGCUAGUCACUGAUACACCCGUCUAUGUGCAGGCUGUCCAAAGUGGGAAACAAAUAAGUGAUGCUGUCUACCACUAUGACUAUGUGCACAGCAUCAGAGGCAAAGUGGCUCCAACUACAAAAACAGUGGAUCUAGACCGGGCCAUUCAUGCAUACAAGCUGCAGAGUGAGAAUCUGUACCGAAGAUCUGGCCUGCGCUACCUGCCCACAGGAUAUAGGCUUCCAGUUGACACACCUCACUUCAAACAUAUCAAAGAUACCCAAUACAUGAGCAGUUAUUUCAAGUACAAAGAAGUUUAUGAACACAUCAAGGCAAACGGGUACACACUUGGACCCAAUGACGUUCCAUUUGUCAAUGUCCGGAGAGUCAAUAAUGUCACCAGUGAGAGAUUGUAUCGAGAGUUAUACCACAAACUGAAAGACAAGAUUCACACAACUCCAGACACACCUGAAAUCCGCCAAGUCAAGAAGACACAAGAGGCUGUCAGUGAGUUGAUCUACAAAUCAGACUUCUUCAAGAUGCAGGGCCACAUGAUCUCACUACCAUAUACACCGCAAGUGAUCCAUUGUCGCUACGUGGGAGACAUCACCAGUGAUAUUAAAUACAAAGAGGAUUUGCAGAUCCUGAAAGGACUGGGCUGCUUCCUGUAUGAUACUCCAGACAUGGUCCGUUCCCGGCACCUGCGAAAGCUCUGGUCUAAUUACCUGUAUACUGAUAAAGCAAGGAAGAUGCGUGACAAGUACCAAGUGGUCCUUGAUACUCCAGAAUAUAGAAAAGUGCAGGAACUAAAGACACAUCUAAGUGAGCUGGUGUACAGAGCAGCAGGCAAGAAGCAGAAGUCCGUCUUCACUUCAGUUCCUGAUACUCCUGAUCUUCUAAGAGCCAAGCGAGGGCAGAAGCUUCAGAGUCAGUAUCUGUAUGUUGAACUUGCCACCAAAGAGAGACCCCAUCAUCAUGCUGGAAACCAGACCACAGCUUUGCAGCACGCUAAAGAUGUGAAGGACAUGGUCAGCGAGAAAAAGUACAAGAUUCAGUAUGAAAAGAUGAAAGACAAGUACACUCCGGUUCCAGAUACACCAAUCCUCAUCAGAGCCAAGAAAGCUUACUGGAAUGCUAGUGAUAUAAGACUGCUUUUAAUUGUAAUGAGUUUAUCUGUUAAUGAAGACGUGGCAUUAAUCAAUCCAGGGUUGAUGGCCAGUCCUUCGUCUCCAAGCCCAACUGUGAAUGCAUCAUACCCAUUACCAGAACCAGAAUUUUUGGAAGAAUUGUUGGAACUUAAAGCUAGACCAAAACUCAAGCACCUUGUAACCCUUCAACAUAGCAACACAGCCCUAGGAUAUCAAGGCAUCUUAAAAGGCAUCAUACUGAUCUUUAAACAGACGAAUUGA